AUCUCACUCAAACGAAAACCCUAAUAAUAAGUAGUGCAACGAGUGUUUGAGCACAAGCAUAGGUUAGAUCUUCGGCCGCAUUCUCCAUCUUCUUCCUCUCUCUCUCCAACCACCCUGCAUCCAAAAUCAACACAAGAUGUCUUUGGUAGCAAACGAAGAGUUCCAACACAUUCUUCGUGUGUUGAACACCAACGUUGAUGGAAAACAGAAGAUUAUGUUUGCUCUUACCUCAAUCAAAGGUAUUGGGAGAAGAUUCGCCAACAUCUGUUGCAAGAAAGCUGAUGUCGACAUGAAUAAGAGGGCUGGUGAAUUGAGUGCUGCUGAGUUGGAGAAUGUUAUGACUGUGGUUGCUAACCCUAGGCAAUUUAAGAUCCCAGAUUGGUUUUUGAAUAGGAAGAAGGAUUACAAGGACGGGAAGUUUUCUCAGGUGGUGUCUAAUGGUCUGGACAUGAAGUUGAGGGAUGACUUGGAGCGAUUGAAGAAGAUCAGAAACCACCGUGGUUUGAGGCAUUAUUGGGGUCUCCGUGUCCGUGGUCAGCAUACCAAGACUACCGGUCGCAGAGGAAAAACUGUCGGUGUCUCCAAGAAGCGAUGAAGUGUUUUUGUUUUUGUUUGCAGAAGAGAAAUUAUCAGAGAACAAAUUUUUAAUCUGCGUUUAGACAUUGUUGCUAUGAUUUAUGUUUUGUUAAUUUCUGUUACUAAAUUUUGUUGUUUGCUGAUCCUUGUGCUCAGUUACAUGUUGGUUUGAUAAGUUGUUGGACAUCAAAUAGUGUUUAAGAUAUUUAUGUUCUUUUGAUUUGUUGAA
Vicia villosa (hairy vetch) is the source of this 805-nucleotide messenger RNA. RefSeq names its product small ribosomal subunit protein uS13z/uS13y/uS13x. Gene Ontology annotation, molecular function: structural constituent of ribosome; RNA binding. The record is from RefSeq and is a predicted model, not a curated record. NCBI's taxonomy places the organism in Eukaryota, Viridiplantae, Streptophyta, Magnoliopsida, Fabales, Fabaceae. Gene Ontology annotation, biological process: translation. Gene Ontology annotation, cellular component: ribosome; small ribosomal subunit; cytosol. The coding region runs from base 137 to 595 and encodes 152 amino acids. The transcript has 4 exons.